AUGGACACUGGCAGGUCGGCUGCGGCUGCCCCAUCCCUCAUCCUCAUAGACAUGGGGGCGCCACUCCAAGAAUGUCUGCGGCGGCUGCAUGCGCAGACAGUGCGCGUAGCAGCCACGCUCGCUGCUGAACAACAGGAUACACUGCUCAGUGGCAUGAAAAUGCCGUCGGUAGCAACACUUCUCUCCGAGUACCGCACAGUGGCCUCCGACACCCUCAACUGUAGUGGCAAUCACACCGCGCAGCUCCGCCGCCGCAUCGCGCUGAAGCUACAGCGGCUACGGAAAGAGCAGCACAUCGACCUGUGCUCCCCUACUGCAUUCGCCGACGAAAUCCACAGCUUGGUCGCAGCACUACAAGCAAUGCCAGCAAAGGGGAAAGCGCGGAGCGAGGCGUUGGGCGAUUAUGCCGUGGCACCCACCCGCGCACCCCCGCUUCCCCCGCCCUCGGGUGACGUGUUGGUGACACAAAGGGAGGAUGAAGAUGACGACAUAUUCGGCUGGGUGACGCAGCACCUCAGCGAGUCACCGCAUCCCGCUACGGCGCCAGCAGAAUGCACCGCCUCGCCUCCACGCGCCACGACAGCUGCGGCGGUAGACACGACCGCAGUCACAGCACACGAGGCUCAGAACGACGAAGGUGCCGUUGAAUCUCUGCUGCGCCGCAUCGCCUGCGACCUUGCGGACGUGGUGGAGUGCAAGGGCCGUUAUGCUGCAACCGUCGAAGGCGUUCAUCAACAGCUGAUGACACUGCGGCGCUACGCAGAGAGUCUCUUGAUGGUGUGCGAGGGCGACGGCCGCAGCAUGCCGGACAGCCUCGGUGCGCGGAUGCGUCGUCUCCUCGCCUAUCAGCCCUCACACACCGUCUCCUCAGAGGCGGAGCAACAGGUCUGGCAACGUGCGUGGAAGGAAGUGGGGUGCAACGCUGCACCUGCGCUGGAAGUUGGCACAUCUGUCGAGACGAUUGACGUGGCAGUACUGGCGCGCGCCAACAUACAGCGCUACGAGGCCCUGCAGCGGCGCUGGCUGGCGGUGCGGCAGGCGUACGAGACACACUUGGUGCAGCUCAACCAGCAAAUGGCGCUGGCGGCCCUUCAGCUGGACGAGAUGGAGGCCAUGCGUAAGUCGAUGUAG
Messenger RNA from Leishmania braziliensis MHOM/BR/75/M2904, 1131 nucleotides. RefSeq lists its product as hypothetical. The coding region runs from base 1 to 1131 and encodes 376 amino acids. The record is from RefSeq and is a predicted model, not a curated record. The transcript has a single exon. NCBI's taxonomy places the organism in Eukaryota, Euglenozoa, Kinetoplastea, Trypanosomatida, Trypanosomatidae.